GUGUGGCUGGUGCGACUGCCGGGGAAGCUUUAGUCCGCCCUCGGUGAGCGGACUGCUCACCGAGAAUGUCGACGCCCAUAAUGCUCAUCGUUCGAUUUCGGGCCCGCCAUCAAUUGAUGAUUGACAAGUAGGCCAGGCUUUGUGUAACAGUUAUGUCUUUAUCCAGAACUCUUGCCAGGCCUCCGCGCUCUCUUUUAGUACGAUCAACACCAAGUCUUUACAAGUCAUGUGUUCGCACCAUCGCCACGGCUCAAGCCUCAGUCUCAACGUCUGGGUCUCCCAAGAAACUCAAAGCACUCACCCAGGAGCAACGUGAUUAUCUCGACUCAGCUCUUCGUGUCAAUCAAGCUGGUGAACUCGCUGCAGUCCUCAUUUAUGCUGCCCAGUCACCCAUCCUUCUCCGAUCAAAGCCUCAUCUCCGCAAGCUGAUGACGCAUAUGUAUGAUCAAGAAGACGGUCACUUUAAGACCUUUAAUGGCCUCAUUCACAAGCAUCGCAUUCGCCCUACUGCCCUGUACCCUUUGUGGUCCGUCAUGGCUACUGGCCUAGGCUGGUCUACUGCUAUGCUCGGUUACGAAGCUGCUAUGGCUUGUACCGAGGCUGUCGAGACAGAGAUUGGUGGCCACUACAACGAACAAAUUCGGACAUUGUUGGAAAUGGUUACGCAGUGGGAAGCCGAGGGUUACGAAGUCGGCGAGGAGUUAUCAGAUCUUGUCAAGACCCUCAGAGUGAUACGAGACGAGGAACUGGAGCAUCUCGAUCAUGCUGUAGAGCAUGAUGCACAAAAGGCAGAACCUCACUGGCUUCUCACUGGCGUCAUCCGCGCAGGCUGCCGAGGUGCUAUCUGGGUAAGCGAAAAAGUUUGAAGCCUCAAAUCAGAUGUAUUAUAAUUGUAAUAUAGGCCUACGCGAGGCUCCUUGGACAAACAUGUAUGAAUAAGAACUAGGAGAUAGAAAGAAACAUGCGCGUGUGAGAGAGGAUGGACGCGCUUGUCGAAUGCUUCCCAUGAAUAAAGUGCAAAACUACCUGAUCAAACUCCUUGCCAUGCCUUGUGCAAAGUUAGAGUCAGAAUACACCAUCUCGAGGAGAGCAGGAUCAAGGGCAGGUUUAGUUACUUCAUUUUGUUAGUAUUCUGCCGUCCAUUCGAAGAGCUGGACUUACUAAAUUGCCAAGGGGGCGACGCCAUCG
This is a messenger RNA of Fusarium odoratissimum NRRL 54006, 1188 nucleotides long. Its product is annotated as ubiquinone biosynthesis monooxygenase Coq7. Gene Ontology annotation, cellular component: mitochondrial inner membrane. Gene Ontology annotation, molecular function: 3-demethoxyubiquinol 3-hydroxylase activity. Lineage: Eukaryota; Fungi; Ascomycota; Sordariomycetes; Hypocreales; Nectriaceae. Gene Ontology annotation, biological process: ubiquinone biosynthetic process. The transcript has 2 exons. Bases 153 to 866 code for a protein of 237 amino acids. The record is from RefSeq and is a predicted model, not a curated record.